UCUAAGGAUUUUUUUUCUUGUUUUUUGUUUUUAUUUUUGUUUUUGUUUUAAAUAUAUUAAGUUGGGAAAUAGAGGAUUAGAGGGUUAAGUUUUUUUAGGCGAAACAGGGCUUUCAAGUUCAAGUUCUCACUGCACAGAAAUUAUUGUCCACCGGUUUCUCUAGGGUUAGAGCUCAGAGCUCAACGACAGCAAUGGAGGGAUGGGAUCCGACCACCAAGUCAACAUUGACACAAAUUCCUCUCCUAACAGUUAAAGCCGGUCCUCGCGAUGGCGCCACUUGGACUCAGCGUCUGAAGGAGGAGUACAAAGCCUUGAUCGCCUAUACUUCAAUGAACAAAUCCAGAGACAACGAUUGGUUUCGUAUCUCCGCUGCUAAUCCCGAAGGAACACGAUGGACAGGAAAGUGUUGGUAUGUGCAUAAUUUGCUCAAAUAUGAAUUUGAUCUCCAAUUUGAUAUUCCGGUGACCUACCCUGCCACAGCUCCUGAACUUGAGCUUCCCCAACUCGAUGGAAAGACUCACAAGAUGUAUAGAGGUGGGAAGAUUUGCUUGACGGUGCAUUUCAAGCCACUCUGGGCUAAAAACUCGCCUAGAUUUGGUAUAGCACAUGCGCUUUGUUUGGGGCUUGCACCGUGGCUUGCAGCGGAAAUACCAGUUCUUGUGGAUUCUGGCAUGAUCAAGCAUAAAGAUGAUGCUGUCUCCACCAGUGAGGCAUAAUAGUUUCUUGUUACUAUCUUAUCGCUUAACAAUACAAUAUCCAGUAUUACUAUAUAACAUUACAAUUUCCCUUUUGAACUUGAGUUGUGCUUUGGCUGAAUCACAGACAAUAAGUAUCCGUAUCCCGGACUAACUGUGCAAUAUAUGAUUCUGAUGUCUGCAAUUGAAUCAAAAACUUUAAUUUAUAGUGUAAUUUUGAAAUACAUGUUUGUCGCUGACAAUUGUUUCUUGUAAGGCCAAGUACAAGAAAUAGCACUGUUUUGCGCCGCCGGCUAUUUACAAACCUUAAAAAGGCUACCAUCAUCCCGCCAUUCUUGUUUUAUGCUUCUAUGCUGUUACUUCUUGUUCUUUUCUUUUUUCAUCAGCACUGGCUGUGUCGGUUUAUGGUUGUGCAUUGGAUUUUGUAUUUAUUGCUCAUCUUCUUAUUGCUGCAUUAUAGAAACCUCAUGCAGGAAAUGUGUGUUAUCGAAGCAAGCUUUAAUUUUUCAAAUUCCUUGUGUUUCUGUGUGUGAUUUUUUAGUUUGGUUUCAUGUUCCUUUUCCCCAUCUCAUUUAGGUUCUUAUAGGGCGUGUACGGUAAAACUAGCUAGGAGCGGAUAGCUUGUAGCGUUUUGUUAAACGCUACGUGAAGUAGG
This is a messenger RNA of Lactuca saligna, 1350 nucleotides long. The record is from the annotation of a GenBank genome assembly. Lineage: Eukaryota; Viridiplantae; Streptophyta; Magnoliopsida; Asterales; Asteraceae.